CAUAACACUAACCAAUGCGACAAAAUCGCCCCAAAAUUUAGAGGAAGAAGUGAAAGUAAUUUGGUAGGCAUAAUCCCCAUAUACACAGGUGAAAAAAGAUCAGAAAAAGAAUCGGAAGGAUCAGAAAUGGCGUGCAGGGCAGCAGUAUUGAGAACCACCGUCUUCUUGACGGAACCGUGGCCUCGACCUUUGCCUACAAACUCCUUCUCUGCACCGUCCAUUGUUUCCCACAAGAUAAAGUCUUCGAUACCCAGCUUGAGUUGUGGCUGUGGAAUCGCUAGGGCUCGAGAUUUCCACUUUUCCCGGCGAACCCAUCACCGCAAUUGUGCCCACAACGAAACGGCCUCGUCUUCCGAGGAAGACCACGACCAGGGUCCUCCCCAAGAAGCUGUUCUCAAGGCCAUUUCGGUAUCAAAGGCUGAGGGACGGAUUGGGCAAACCACGAAUGUUGUUAUUGGUGGUACAGUGACGGAUGAUUCUACAAAUGAAUGGCUUGCUCUGGAUCAGAAGGUGAACUCUUACCCAACAGUCAGAGGGUUUACAGCGAUUGGAACUGGAGGUGAUGAUUUUGUACAUGCUAUGGUUGUUGCUGUUGAAUCUGUUCUUCAGCAGCCAGUCCCAGAGGGCCAGGUGAAGCAUAAAUUAUCUACUAGGGGUAAAUAUGUGUCAGUAAACAUUGGACCUGUUCGAGUCAUUUCCAGUGAGCAGGUUCAAGCUGUAUACAAUGCAAUGAGGAGAGAUGACCGAAUGAAAUACUUUUUGUAGCAUCUCUCAUUUGUUUUCUCUGUAGAAUGCCUAAACUUCAUUUAUUGUUACGAGUAUAUAGCUUUUCCCCUAAUCCAUUGUCCUUUGGUUGACUAGAGAAAUGAUUGUAGACUAAGUGAACAUGAUUUCAUAAUUUUUUAGCCAUUUUGAGUUUACUGCAAA
Messenger RNA from Rhododendron vialii, 927 nucleotides. RefSeq lists its product as uncharacterized. The coding region runs from base 127 to 765 and encodes 212 amino acids. Lineage: Eukaryota; Viridiplantae; Streptophyta; Magnoliopsida; Ericales; Ericaceae. The record is from RefSeq and is a predicted model, not a curated record. The transcript is spliced from 5 exons.